Molecule: messenger RNA, 1533 nt
Organism: Eutrema salsugineum
Lineage: Eukaryota; Viridiplantae; Streptophyta; Magnoliopsida; Brassicales; Brassicaceae
Product: multiple organellar RNA editing factor 8, chloroplastic/mitochondrial
Exons: 4
Coding region: 63-1286 (407 amino acids)
Biological process (GO): cytidine to uridine editing; mitochondrial mRNA modification
Cellular component (GO): mitochondrion
Source: RefSeq, a predicted model, not a curated record
AGCUUAUCUGUAUUUCACAGUUGCUAGGGUUUUAUCUUCGAAACCCAUCGAGAGUUUCUUCCAUGGCGACGCAUACCAUUUCUCGCUCCAUCCUUUGCCGACCGGCGAAAUCUCUUUCCAUUCUGUUCACACGAUCCUUUGCUUCAUCUGCUCCUCUCGCCAAAUCUCCGGCGUCUUCUCUUUACUCGUCGUCUCUGCUGAGCCGAUCCCGUCCUCUCGUCGCCGCUUUUUCCUCCGUUGUCCGUGGUGGCCUUGUAUCUGUCAAAGGCCUUUCAACGCAGGCUACAUCGUCCUCUCUGAACGAUCCGAAUCCCAACUGGUCGAACAGGCCACCAAAGGAGACGAUCCUGCUCGAUGGUUGCGAUUUCGAGCACUGGCUUGUCGUCGUGGAGCCGCCUGAGGGUGAUCCUACUAGAGACGAAAUCAUUGACAGCUACAUCAAAAUCCUUGCCCAGAUUGUUGGCAGCGAAGAAGAAGCGAGGAUGAAGAUAUACUCGGUUUCAACUCGGUGCUAUUAUGCUUUCGGAGCACUUGUGUCAGAAGAUCUUUCUCACAAGAUAAAAGAGUUGCCAAAGGUGCGCUGGGUUCUUCCUGAUUCUUACCUGGAUGUGAGGAACAAAGACUACGGAGGGGAACCUUUUAUUGAUGGGAAGGCUGUUCCUUAUGAUCCCAAGUACCACGAGGAGUGGAUUAGGAACAAUGCUAGAGCAAACGAAAGAAACAGGCGUAAUGACCGUCCUCGCAACUUUGAUAGAAGCAGAAACUUUGAGAGGAGAAGAGAGAACAUGGCAGGAGGCCCUCCUCCUCAACGUCCUCCAAUGGGCGGUCCUCCUCCGCCUCAUAUGGGUGGCUCUGCACCUCCUCCACCUCACAUGGGUGGCUCUGCACCUCCUCCGCCUCACAUGGGACAGAACUACGGGGGACCACCACCACCACCUCCGAACAUGGGAGGACAAAGGCCGCCACCAAACUAUGGGGGACCACCACCACCACAGAACAACAUGGGAGGACAGAGGCCUCCAGCAAACUAUGGAGGAGCACCACCACCUAACUACGGAGGAGCACCACCACAAAGCAACAUGGGAGGAGCACCACCACCACCAAACUAUGGAGGACCACCACCACCACCGAACUAUGGAGGAGCACCACCACCACAUAACAACAUGGGAGGAGGUCCACCAAAUGCAGGAUGGUCAGGUAACAACAACUACCAGCAGCAGCAGCCACAGUACCAAAACAACUAUCCACCUAACCGUGAUGGCAGCGGCAACCCGUACCAGGGUUGAACUAGUUGAACCACCACCAGUCGUGGGUUUUCUUUUUUAAAUCAAUGCAUUCUGGACGAUGUAUAGAUAAUCAGAGGGGGAGGAAGGAGAGUGCAAUAGCAAGACUUUAAAAACUUCUUUUGUCUUCGGUGUUUAUCAGUCUGGUAUUGUGUGAGGGAAUAGCCUAAGUAACUGUGGCAUGGUUGGAACUUUCUCACUCAUUCGGUUUGUUUCUUUUAGUUUAUAUCCUAAAUCGAUUUUAAGAGUU